UCAAGUGCAUACAAUUAAAUGCUUUUCAUUCUUGACUUUCUUGACUUGACUGCAACUUUAGGUUUAAUUUAAACGCUUUUCUCCUCAUCUUAUUUUGCAAAUAUGGCCAUCAGCGUUUGUAAUGUGGACUAUGACUGCGCCUCGUUGCCACUCAUUUCGACAAUAGGAUUUGAAGGUAAAAUUUCGAAUGGGCUCCACUGCGACCAGUCUGGCCAAUUCAUCGUUUACGCGAUUGGAGCAAAUGUGAUUAAGGCGGACACCAAAACAGGUCAGCAGACCUUCAUGAUAGGUCAUGGGAAUACUGUGACCUGUCUCGACAUGGAAAGAUGUGGCCGAUACAUUGCUAGUGGGGGGAUGAAUUACAUGGGUUUCAAGACGGAAGUGAUAAUAUGGGACUUUUAUUCUGGGUGCAAGUUGGGUCAGUACAAUCAUCACUUGACGAGAGUAAACGCCGUAAAGUUUUCUUUUGACGGGAGAUACUUGAUGAGCAUUGGAAACAUGGAUGAUGGAAACGUCUGUAUUUAUGACAUGGAACGAGGGAAAGUGAUUUGUGGAAUGCAAGCCAUCAAAGGACGAAACGGGAUCCCGAAAGUCAUUGCAUCUACGAACGCUAGGAAUGAUGUCUGGGUCGUUGGAGGUGACGAUUACAUGUCGUACUGGAUUUUGGACACCAAAGAGAAUCGAUUACGGACUGAACGAGCCAAUUUGAGAAUGGUCAAGCGCGACAUCUUAUCAAUUGUGAUUGAUGGUCAAGAUGAAUACGCAUAUUGUGGCACCUCCACUGGCGACAUUGUCAAAGUUCGUCUCAAUCUUCCCAGUGUGGAUGGAUUCAGUUGCGACAAGAUGGAUCGUCUCGGACCUCCCGCGUCCGGCCCCACCCUCGCCUGCUGUGUGGGGAGGAAACCUCUAAAAGGCGAAAAGGGGCGAAACAACCACUUGUACAAGGGGGGCGUCACUGCUCUGAAAAUUCUAGAGUCUGGCGACUUCAUCGUGGGCGCAGGAAAUGGGAAAGUGACGCAGGGAAAGUUGAUCAUCAUGUGCAGUGAAGGCAAACCGAAUGACAUGAUUUCAGAGUACGGACCCCAAAUGCGUGUCAGAGGUCAGGUCACGUCCAUCCUGCUCAGUUGCGAAGACGUCCUCGUGGGGUCGACGAUGAAUGAAAUUUAUUAUGCUCGGCUCGGCUGCUUGGAUGGUACCAAAAUGCUUCUUUCUGGCCACUACUCUGUGGUGAAUGACAUCACUUUCCCAGAUGGUUACUCUGGCGUGUUUGCCUCCUGCAAUUAUGAGGACGUCAGAAUUUGGAAUGCUGCCGCAAUGAGGGAGCUGGUUCGAAUAAACGUAUCAAACAUGACAUGUCACGCCAUCAUUUUCUCCCGGAAUGGAAAGUCCAUCAUUUCAGCGUGGAACGAUUCUCAUGUGAGAACAUACUCCGUCCAGACGGCAACGCCCUUGUGGGUCAUUCAUCAUGCUCAUCUCCGUGGCGUUACCGCGUUGGGCAUUUCAACCACGGAUAGAACUUUGGUCACUGGAGGUGAGGAAGGUCAAGUUCGUAUCUGGAGCAUCUGUCCCCAGCAGCUCACCCCCAUUGCAAUCAUGAAGGAACAUAUCGGACCCGUGACAGGACUUCGGAUGAAACGUGACGACACACAAGUCGCGACCAGCUCGGGUGACGGAUCAAUCAUCAUUUGGUGUUUGAAGAAAUUCUUGCGGAUCUCCCUGAUUCUACAAGACACGCUCUUUCUUGAUGUGGCUUGGCAUCCAUCCGACUGCCAAGUGCUAGGAGUCACUCACAAUCACAAACUCUGCUACUUUGAGGCCUUUGAUGGAGCCUCGAUUCGAGAAGUUAUAGCGUCUGAGACGGAUCCUAUCCAUUCGGUGGACGUUUCAACUGAUGGAUUGUACAUUGUUACUGGUGGAGGAGAUCGGCAGGUUAAGUUAUGGUCCUACAAUGAAGCCAAAUUACUCCGAAAAGGGGUCGUCCACAGUUCGGAAAUUACUCGAGUGCGUUUCUCCCCUCUGUCCGACUAUAUUUUGAGCUGCUGUCAGGACGGGUCGAUCUUCAAGUGGGAGUUUCCAAAGGAUUUGUGCUGCGUGAGUGUUUCCAUCAACCCAUGUCCAACAAAGUGUCACGCCAAGCUGGAACAACCACCAAUCACUGAUGGACGCGGAGCGCCUGGGCUACCAAUGUGCACUUGAAUAAUGUAGAAAACAAAAACUAUUUUCUUUU
Molecule: messenger RNA, 2227 nt
Organism: Folsomia candida
Lineage: Eukaryota; Metazoa; Arthropoda; Collembola; Entomobryomorpha; Isotomidae
Product: cilia- and flagella-associated protein 52
Exons: 14
Coding region: 103-2196 (697 amino acids)
Biological process (GO): cilium assembly
Molecular function (GO): protein binding
Source: RefSeq, a predicted model, not a curated record